Pelodiscus sinensis (Chinese soft-shelled turtle) is the source of this 4519-nucleotide messenger RNA. Lineage: Eukaryota; Metazoa; Chordata; Testudines; Trionychidae. The record is from RefSeq and is a predicted model, not a curated record.
AUGGCAGCUUGUGUGUUCUUUCCUCAUUGCAGCCUGCGGACCGCAGCUUACCAAUUCCCCCACUGUGAUUGUUAUGGUGGGCCUUCCAGCGCGGGGGAAGACCUACAUCUCCAAGAAGCUGACUCGCUACCUCAACUGGAUUGGUGUCCCAACAAAAGUUUUCAAUGUGGGAGAGUAUCGCCGGGAGGCGGUGAAGCAUUACAGCUCCUAUGACUUCUUCCGCCCCGACAACGAGGAGGCCAUGAGAGUCCGGAAACAAUGUGCCUUAGCUGCCUUGAGAGACGUCAAAUUGUACCUGUCGGAGGAAGGUGGCCAGAUCGCAGUUUUUGAUGCUACCAAUACAACAAGGGAGAGAAGAGGAAUGAUCAUAAACUUUGCCAAAGAAAAUGGAUUCAAGGUGUUCUUCAUUGAAUCUGUUUGCAAUGACCCAUCCGUGGUUGCCACUAAUGUUAUGGAAGUUAAAUUGUCCAGCCCGGAUUAUAGAGACUGUAACUCAACUGAUGCCAUGGAAGACUUUAUGAAGAGAAUCAAUUGUUACCAGGCCAGUUACCAGCCGCUUGACCCAGAUAACUAUGACAAGGAUUUGUCUCUGAUCAAAGUGAUUGAUGUUGGCCGGAGGUUCCUGGUGAACAGGGUCCAGGAUCACAUCCAGAGCAGGAUUGUCUAUUACCUAAUGAACAUCCAUGUCCAGCCACGCACCAUUUAUCUGUGUCGGCACGGAGAGAGUGACUUCAACCUCAAAGGGAAGAUUGGAGGCGACUCGGGACUCUCGAACAGGGGCAAGAAGUUUGCCAACUCAUUGAACAAAUUUGUGGAGGAGCAGAACCUGAAGGACCUCAAAGUCUGGACCAGCCAACUCAAGAGAACAAUCCAAACAGCAGAAGCUCUCAAGCUGCCCUAUGAGCAGUGGAAAGCGCUCAACGAAAUUGAUGCAGGUGUAUGCGAGGAGAUGACUUACGAAGAGAUCAAGGAGCAGCAUCCAGAAGAAUUUGCUUUACGCGAUCAGGACAAGUACUAUUACCGCUACCCUUCUGGAGAGUCCUACCAAGAUCUGGUGCAGCGCCUGGAGCCAGUCAUCAUGGAGCUGGAGAGGCAGGAGAACGUCCUUGUGAUCUGUCACCAGGCUGUGAUGCGAUGCCUCCUGGCUUAUUUCCUAGACAAGAGCGCGGCUGAAAUGCCCUACCUGAAAUGCCCCCUGCAUACGGUGCUGAAGCUGACCCCUGUGGCCUAUGGCUGCCGAGUGGAAUCCAUCUGUCUGAACGUUGAGGCAGUGAACACCCACAGAGACCAGACAGAGGAAGCAAAGAAGGGACCUAACCCGCUCAUGAGACGUAAUAGCGUUACCCCUCUAGCAAGCCCAGAACCCACCAAAAAACCUCGCAUCAACAGCUUUGACGAGCAUGUGGCUUCUUCUGCUGCUGCCCUGCCAGUCUGUAUGCCCCAAGAGGUGCCCUCGCAGCUGCCUGGACAAGCACUGGAUGGCUUGAUACCGACACUGAAAAUGCCCCCUCCGAAGCAGAGACCCAAAACCUUUUGGGGACAACGUCUCCGUUUGCCUGGUCAAGCACUCCACCGAAUCAGUCCACGCCCCCAACCGGUGCUUUCUAGCAGACGAAUGCUUAGGGCAGACCAGACUCCAGGAUGGCCGGGAGCUGGACUGGCUGGUGGCACCUUCCUGCUUAGCUCGUUUAAGGCAGAGACGAGGAGCCUAAGGCACAAGGGCCAAAUUCAGAGGAGAACAUGAGCAGCUCCCAGAAGCAAUCCUGAUUUCUUCCGGGCCAUUGGUAGCCUGCAGGCAACGCCGACUCCAUCCCAUCAUCAUUUCUGAAGCUUGCUUGUAUCGUACUCCUCCAUUUGACUCGAGGUUGACCCUUGGCUGCUUCUACCCUAGCUGUUCAUCUGCAGGCUGGACUGUAUUGAGUCGGGGUGAGAGAGAGAGAAGAGUUCAUCGACCUGGACAAAGUGGAUUUAACAACAGAUCCUGCAGCCAUCUUGUUGUGUCCUCCUGGGUGUUCGAUAUUGCAUAGCAAGCUGUAAAGUGCUUCUAGCGCACGGAGUUUCCUGGACUUUUGUUUUUGUUUCAAAGUGACGUGACCUUGCAGGAAAUAGCUGGGACUUCCCCAUCUCCUCUGGUUUGUGUAUAUAUGUGGAGGAGGCAGGAUUAUCCGAGACAUACAAAGGGGAGGGGUGUUUUGGGUUUUUUUUCCAACUCCUCCGUGCAUCGGGCUGCUCUCCAUAUUGGUAUCAGUGUUGGUCUGAGACAUGCAGGCAUCCUGUCACCUAACCACGGAGGCAGUCAGGUGACCUACGGAAGCAGUCAGGUGACCUCCCUGGCUUUUCAGGCAGAACCCUGCUGCUGGUUUCAAUACGACGAUUCUAUUGCUCUGUAAAUAUCAAGGGAGCUGCAAUGUGUAUAAACUGCCUUUAGCCCAGACCUGAGAUGCAGCAGCUUUGGGGAUGGUGGGAGAUGGUUUGAGCCACUUGCUGACCUGACGUGGCAGCAGGCCUUGGACUGAAGGGAAACCCCAUGUUGUUUUGAGCGAGAUGGGGGGAAGGGAGGACCACAGGAAUCUGAGAUUCAAGAGAAACCUGCUGUCUUUGAUUACAAGGAAAUCUAGUCUCCUCACCCUCCAUUUUCCCCCCUGCGCAGGAUUUACUGUUCUGCAAUGGGUGGUUAGGCUAGGUGGGUUUGACUGACACAGCCUUCUUGGGAUGCAUCAAGGUCAGUCCAUGAAGAGCAAAUUUGUGUCAGCGAAAAUCCAUUAUCUGAGGCAUUUAAGCAAUCGUUUCUUCUUUAUAAAUCGCUUGUUUUUGCACUUUACUUGUGGCAAGGGUGUGACUCCCCUCCCACCUCGCUCCAAAAUCCUGCUGCUUCUAGAUGAAGCCUAGAUACCUGGAGGCUGAACUGCAUGACUGGAGAGAUUAAGGGUGCUGAGCAGUGGGUAGUUACAGUAUUAACAGUGGGGAGGGGAAAGGUGGGGAUGUGAGGUACUAAUUUAUGGACUAGCUGUAGGGACUGGCCAACUUCCAGUUCUGUGUGAGAAUCUCUUCUUGACUGUCUGUUCUGUGCUUGGGUUUAAACCCGAGACUAACCACUACUGUGUCAUGUGUGCAGAAGUCUGUGUGUAUGUAUGUGUGCACUUGUAUUAUCCUUGUACAGCAUUUCCUCCAGCCCAGCCUUGCUCUGGAAGUGGGGCAAGGCGGAGACAAAUAUUGAAGUAGCCUCUCGUUUUUCCUUGGCCUGCCAAGCGCUAGAUCUUGGCUAGUCCACAUUCGACCCCACCACACGCCCUCUCCGGUGCGCAAGCACGGAGCCAAAAAUCAGAGUGGAGCUCAAGCAAUACAUUAUCAUCUUAAGGGUUUAAAGUGCAACUGAGUCGUAUGCUGAAAGGAUGCACCGUACAGUCCACUAACAAAGCGGGCGGAGGCUCUGAGCUGUCAGCAUUGUGCUGGGGCUCCCUCUGCUCUUGUUCGUUUCAUUCGUUCUUGCUUCAGGGAACGGUUAGUAGGUGAGGUUCCUGCCGAUGGGAACAGAAAGGCUCUGGUGGAAUGUGGUUACUUUGCUCUGGGAAGGUGAACCGCAGUGCCUAGUGCUCUAGUCUUGCACAGUGUAAACGCUUUGUACAUUUGUAUGUUGUAGAGCAGCACCAGGGAGGGGGCCGGUAGCGGUGCACUCAGCCCGUAUCUGACCAUUGAAGAUAUUUUUAUUGGUGACCUGCCAAUGUGAGGUUUGUUUAUAGACAGCUAUUCUUGUACAGAAAUGGAAGAAAUUGUUUUUGAAUAGCUGUGAUAAAAGCAGAGUUGUGUUUUGCCUGUGUGUUUUUAUGUCUGCUGUUUAGAUUUAGGGAGACGAAUUUUUAGAGAGAGUGACAUAUCUUUCGAACUGCUUCCCGAGGAGUUUAACUUUCUCCCCCUGCUACGGAAAGAUAACACAGCAUAUGUAAACAUUAGGGCCCGUGAUCCAUUUGACACACACCUAAACUUCAAAACAAAUUUUAUCUUCUGUUCUGAAACUGGUGGAAUAUCACUUCAAGCCAGUCCCCAGGUACAAAGGGGUGGUGGCUUGGAGGAGGCAUGGAAAGGGGCUUCUUGGGAUUGGUUCUCUGUCAUCAUGUUCCCCUGGAGAGCUGACAUCAACCCUCCUGUGUCUGCAAACAGCAACUAUUGGGCAUGGGCUGUGCCAUUGUAAUGCAGCGUGGGUGGGCAAAAGGGGCAAACUGAACCACACCAAUGACUUUUCAUUUGGUUUUUUUUUGUGAUACUUGAAUUUAUUUUUUUAUAAUUUUGAUAGCAGAGUGCUGUUUAUUUAUUUAAUAUAUCCUGCCGAGCUUGGAGAGAAGGGUAGGGCUUUGGGGGUCUGUUUUGUUCUGACUUGUGAUAUGUUGCUUGUAUUCUGUAUAUAUGAGUCUGGAAUAAUUGCCUGAGAUGAAAGCUGUGCCAGCUUAAGAACAGGGUAUGCCUUUCAGAAAUUUGUAUAUUUUGCAGUUGCUGGACCAAUAAAAUACCUUGUUGAAAUAUA